Molecule: messenger RNA, 4735 nt
Organism: Syngnathoides biaculeatus (alligator pipefish)
Lineage: Eukaryota; Metazoa; Chordata; Actinopteri; Syngnathiformes; Syngnathidae
Gene: phka2
Product: phosphorylase kinase, alpha 2 (liver)
Exons: 32
Coding region: 403-4095 (1230 amino acids)
Biological process (GO): glycogen metabolic process
Cellular component (GO): phosphorylase kinase complex
Molecular function (GO): calmodulin binding
Source: RefSeq, a predicted model, not a curated record
AUCGUCCACGAAAAACAGAACAUUAUUGUCGAUUCUGAUAGUGAUUUACACGCUGAUCUAAAAAAAAAAAAAAAAAAAAAAAACAAAAGAAAACUGGAUGGCUCAUUGGCCACCAAAACUGAAGUCGCCAUCCGCCAUCUUGAGACUCCCAAAACAACCAUGCCGACCUGUGCAGUUUUGUGGCUGUGAGAAAACAUUCCACUGUGCCAAAAACACGCGUGGAUGCUUCCGGCAGAAAGCAUAACCACGCAAAGGCUUUCGCAGUGGGGGAGAGUGCGUGGACGACGUAGCCAGCCGGGGAUGGUUCACCGACUGCAAUGCGUGGAGGCUUAACUGAGCGCGUCCACUCGGGAUUUCCACGGCUAGAGAUGUGACGUGGGGUCGCUGCGACAGAAAGUGAGGAUGAGGAGCCGCAGCAAUUCGGGAGUGAGGCUGGAUGGGUACGCCAGGCUGGUCCACGAGACCAUUCUCUGUCACCAGAACCCGGUGUCAGGCCUCCUCCCCGCCAGCGCCCAGAAAAAGGACGCCUGGGUGAGGGAUAAUGUGUACAGUAUCCUGGCGGUGUGGGGGCUGGGCAUGGCCUACCGCAAGAACGCCGACCGAGACGAGGACAAGGCCAAGGCCUACGAACUGGAGCAGAGUGUCGUCAAACUGAUGCAAGGACUACUGCGUUGCAUGAUGCGACAGGUUGCCAAGGUGGAGAAGUUCAAACACACCCAGAGCACGACGGAUUGCCUGCACGCCAAAUACGAUACGCCCACGUGUGGCACGGUGGUGGGCGAUGACCAGUGGGGCCAUCUUCAGGUGGACGCCACCUCCGUUUACUUGCUGAUGUUGGCGCAGAUGACGGCAUCAGGUCUUCGCAUCAUCUCAAACCUGGACGAAGUCGCUUUUAUCCAAAACCUGGUCUUCUACAUAGAGGCUGCGUACAAGGUGGCGGAUUACGGGAUGUGGGAGCGAGGGGACAAAACCAACCAAGGCAUCCCUGAGCUCAACGGGAGCUCUGUCGGAAUUGCGAAGGCAGCUCUCGAGGCGAUCGACGAGUUGGAUCUUUUCGGCGCCCACGGUGGACCCAAGUCUGUCAUCCAUGUCCUUCCCGACGAAGUGGAACACUGCCAGUCCAUCCUGUGCUCCAUGCUGCCCAGAGCUUCCACUUCCAAGGAGAUCGACGCCGGCCUGCUGUCCGUCAUUUCCUUCCCCGCGUUUGCCGUGGAGGACGCCGAGUUAGUGGCCAUCACCAAGUCGGAGAUCAUUCGCAAGUUGCAGGGACGCUACGGUUGUUGCCGCUUCAUCAGGGAUGGAUAUCAUUGCCCUAAAGAGGACCCGACCCGACUGCAUUAUGAUCCCGCUGAACUGAAGCUCUUUGAGAAUAUCGAAUGCGAGUGGCCAGUUUUCUGGACCUACCUCAUUCUUGAUGGUAUCUUUGCAGGCGACCAAGUGCAGGUGCAGGAGUACCGUGAGGCACUGGAGGGCAUUUUGAUUCGAGGGAAAAAUGGAAUCAAAUUGCUGCCGGAACUUUAUGCUGUACCAAACGACAAGGUGGAGGAGGAGUACAGCAACCCGCACACUGUGGACCGAGUCGCCCUGGGUCAGGUGCCUCACAUGUGGGGACAAUCGUUGUACAUCCUGGGCUGCCUUUUGGCUGAGGGAUUUAUGGCACCGGGGGAGAUCGACCCUCUCAACAGGAGAUUCUCGACAAAUUUAAAGCCUGACGUUGUGGUGCAAGUUUGUGUCUUGGCAGAGUCGGAGGACAUCCGGAACUUGCUGAACGAGCACGAGAUAAAAGUCCAAAUGUUGUCUGAGGUUCUGCCAAUCCGGGUACUGCCUGCUCGCAUCCUGAGCCACAUCUACGUCCGACUGGGGAAUUGCAAGAAGCUGAAUUUGAGCGGGAGGCCCUACAGGCACAUCGGCGUUUUGGGGACGUCCAAAUUCUACGAGAUCCGCAACCGCUCGUACAUAUUCACCCCUCAGUUUCUGGAUCAGCACCAUUUCUACUUGGCCCUGGACAACCAGAUGAUCGUGGAGAUGCUGCGUACGGAGGUGGCCUACCUAUCGUCUUGCUGGAGGAUGACCGGACGACCCACCCUGACCUUCCCCGUCACCCGCAGCAUGCUUGUUGAAGACGGAGAUGCAAUUGACCCGUGUAUCCUAGCAACGCUGAGGAAGGUGCAGGAUGGCUAUUUUGCUGGAGCAAGGAUGCAGAUGUCGGACCUCUCCUGCCUCCAGACCACUUCCUUUCACACUCGGCUCAGCUUCUUGGAUGAAGAAAACGACGACAGCUUACUUGAAGACGAUGAAGAGGUUGAUAACGACUACGGGGAAGAAUACAGCUGCUGCGAGCCGUCAGAAGGCUCAGACGACAUGUUUGAUCAGUACCUCACGCAGCUCCUCCACAGCACCGCCACCAGAUGUCAUCUUCCUCCCAUCCAGAGAGGGCAGCACCACGUGUUCAGUGCCGAACACACCACCAGGGACAUCCUGUCUCUGAUGGCCCAGGUUCAGGGUCUGAACGUGCCCAAGUCUUCCAUGUAUCUGCCCGUUGCCCCGCUCAUGAGCAAGCAUCGCAAAUCUCUCAACCUGUUAGAAGUUCCCCUCGCUGCGCCGCAUGCAAAGCAGCACAAGUGUCGCAGCGCAGCCGACCUGCACCUGCCCCGCGACGCCCAAGGCAACACGGAUUUCGCAGCGCUGGUGAGGCAGCUGAAGGAAUGUCCCACUCUGCAGGACCAAGCAGACAUCCUUUAUAUCCUCUAUGUGAUGAAGGGAGCCGAUUGGCUGGUGGAGGUGUCGGGUCCGGGCCACGGUUGGGUGAGCGUACGCACGCUGCUGGAGGAGCUGUACGUGGAAGCCGGGGGCUGCAAGGAAUGGGGUCUCAUCAGAUACAUCUCCGGAAUACUGCGCAAGAGAGUGGAGGUGCUCUCCGAGGCCUGUACGGAUCUUAUUUCCCACCACAAGCAGAUCACCGUGGGCCUUCCUCCUGAACCCAGGGAAAGAGUCAUCACGGUUCCACUCCCUCCCGAGGAGCUGAAUGCGCUCAUCUUUGAAGCCAGCGGUCAGGACAUCAGCGUUGCCGUUCUCACUCAGGAAAUCAUGGUCUACUUAGCCAUGUACGUGCGCUCCCAGCCCGCCCUGUUCGGAGACAUGCUCCGACUGAGAAUAGGACUCAUCAUGCAAGUGAUGGCCACCGAGCUGGCUCGCAGCCUGCGAUGCUCCGGAGAGGAGGCCUCCGAAAGCCUGAUGAGCCUCAGUCCUUUUGGCAUGAAGAACCUGCUGCACCACAUCCUGAGUGGCAAAGAGUUUGGGGUGGAAAAAAGCAUGCGACCUAUCCAGUCAACAGCCACCAGUCCAUCCAUUUCCAUCCACGAACUGGGGCACACCGGCGCCACCAAGACGGAACGCUCGGGAAUACACAAACUCAAGAGCGAAAUCAGACAGAUCCUCGGCGGCGGUCUCUCCACGUGCAGCAAUGUAACCUCCCCUCGCUCCACGCGUUGCAGCAGCCCCUCCACUCCAAGCGGGAUGUUAUCGCCAGUGGGCUACGGGCUAGGUGAUGGGCAGCUGCACUGGGAGGAAAAGCAAGGCCAGUGGCUGAGGAGACGCAGGUUGGACGGAGCAAUCAACAGAGUGCCGGUGGGUUUCUACCAGAAGGUGUGGAAGAUUCUCCAGAAGUGCCACGGCCUGUCCAUCGACGGCUACGUCUUACCCUCGUCCACCACGAGAGAGAUGACGGCCAGAGAGAUCAAGUUUGCAGUGCAGGUGGAGUCCGUUCUAAACCACGUCCCUCAGCCGGAGUACAGGCAGCUACUUGUGGAGACGCUGACAGUUCUGGGCCUGGUGGCCGACGUGGACGUUGACAGCAUCGGGGGUGUCAUCCACGUGGAGCGCAUUCUCCACAUGGCCAACAAUCUGUUCCUCAGCGACCAGAAAUCUCACAGUGCCUGCGAUUACUUCCUCGAGAAGGACCCCGCAACAGGAAUCUGCAACUUUUUCUACGACAGCGCCCCCAGUGGCCGCUAUGGCACCAUGACUUAUUUGUCCAAAGCCGCCAUCACGUACGUUCAGGACUUCCUGCCGAGUUCCAGCUGCCUGAUGCAGUGAAAAAAUAAAUCAUUGCCACUAGUUUGGAAAACUGUUUUAAACAUUUUUCCUUAUCUUAUAUAGCCGGCUUAAGGUUCAUGCACUAGUACGCUCCUUAUCCUCACUACUAAGAUAAUUCAGUGCAUCCAGUCCUUCCCCUAGUUAGGUUUCACACAAAUAAAUGCUAGUCAAAGGUUCAGGAUUAUAAGGUGGAUAAGUAUUAUAUGGAAUAAAUGCUCAGACAACUCAACUCAUACUCAAGCUGUUCCUAAAAGACGCAUGUGCGUAUAAUAAUUUACUCUGAAGCUGUCUUAUUGAGAUAAUAGUCUUCAUAUUUCCAUUGUCAACUGUGGACUGUGGACGGACUUGACAUGUAUUCGUUUAAUCAGCCUCUGUUGUGCGCUCUACGGCACAAAAGACAGACAUCAUGUCGUCUUUAAGAAUUUGAUAUAGUCAUAUUGUACGUAUAUCUGUGACCUGGUAAUAUUUUCAGUCCCGUCUGCCUGCAUUGUGCCACAGCGCGAGUAAAAAAAAACGGCCAGUUUUUGGACACAUUGUCCAUUCCUGAUGGUUUCUUUUAUCCGAUAUCAGCUAUAUCGUGUGUAGUGUACAUUUAUUGUAUGUUGCAUAAUGAAUAACAUUUAUUAACAGUUUGGAAAAU